CACAAAGGUUCAUGCCGCUUGAGCCUGACAUCCAUUCACACAACUGCAACCCGCGUCCGUUCCGCCCACCAUGAGCUACGGGAAGAAGGACGAGGACGCCGACAGCGGCCUGGUCAAGAUUGACCGGACCCAGGUUUUCCAGGAAGCCCGGCUCUUCAACAACUCUCCCAUCCAGCCUCGAAGAUGCCGCGUACUGCUCACCAAGAUCGCUCUCCUCCUGUACACCGGCGAGAAGUUCCCAACGACCGAAGCAACUACACUCUUCUUCGGCAUCUCCAAGCUCUUUCAAAACAAAGAUGCCAGCCUACGGCAGAUGGUCCACCUUGUCAUCAAGGAGCUGGCGAGCUCCGCCGAGGACAUUAUCAUGGUCACGAGCACCAUCAUGAAGGACACAGGCGGUAGCACAGACUCUAUCUACCGUCCUAAUGCCAUCCGAGCACUCUGCCGCAUUAUCGAUGCCACCACAGUCCAGUCUAUCGAGCGUGUCAUGAAGACUGCAAUCGUCGACAAAAACCCCUCGGUGUCGUCUUCCGCCCUCGUUUCGUCGUACCACCUACUCCCCAUAGCCCGCGAUGUCGUCAAGCGCUGGCAGAGCGAGACCCAGGAGGCGGCGGCAAGUACCAAGUCGUCCGGUGGAUUCUCCUUGGGCUUCUCGUCUUCUUCGGGCAACCUCCCGGUCAACAACUCGACCAUGACGCAAUACCACGCGAUCGGCCUGCUGUACCAGAUGCGCAUGCACGACAGGAUGGCCUUGGUGAAGAUGGUUCAGCAGUUUGGCGCGGCUGGUGCGAUGAAGAACCCUGCCGCUAUCGUCAUGCUGGUCCGCCUCGCUGCCCAGCUGGCCGACGAAGACCCGCAACUCAGGAAGCCCAUGAUGCAGCUGCUGGAUGGCUGGCUCAGGCACAAGAGCGAGAUGGUCAACUUCGAAGCGGCCAAGGCCAUCUGCGACAUGCGGGACGUUACGGACGCCGAGAUGACGCAGGCGGUUCAUGUUCUUCAGCUCUUCCUCAGCUCCCCUCGCGCCGUCACAAAGUUCGCCGCCCUUCGUAUCCUCCACAACAUUGCCUCGUUCAAGCCGCACGUCGUCAAUGUGUGCAACCCCGAUAUCGAGCUUCUCAUCUCCAACAGCAAUCGCUCGAUCGCCACCUUUGCAAUCACCACUUUGCUCAAGACCGGUAAUGAAGCCAGCGUGGAUCGGCUGAUGAAGCAAAUUUCCGGCUUCAUGUCCGAUAUCACAGACGAAUUCAAGAUCACGAUUGUCGAGGCGAUCCGGACGCUCUGCCUCAAAUUCCCCAGCAAGCAGGCCGGUAUGCUGCAGUUCCUCAGCGGUAUCCUGCGUGACGAGGGCGGCUACGAGUUCAAGCGUGCGGUGGUGGAGAGCAUGUUCGACCUGAUCAAGUUUGUCCCCGAGUCCAGGGAGGAGGCGCUCGCCCACCUGUGCGAGUUCAUCGAGGACUGCGAGUUUACUAAGCUGGCGGUCCGUAUCCUUCACCUUUUGGGUGUCGAGGGUCCCAAGACGUCCCAGCCUACCAAAUACAUCCGGUAUAUCUAUAACCGGGUUGUCCUGGAAAACUCCAUCGUGCGUGCUGCUGCCGUUACGGCUUUGUCUAAGUUCGGCGUUGGCCAGAACGAUCCCGAGGUCAAGCGGAGCGUGGACGUUCUGCUCACGAGGUGCUUGGAUGACGUCGACGACGAAGUCAGGGAUCGCGCGGCCCUCAGCCUGAGGCUCAUGCAUGAGGAGGACGAGUUAACCAACGGGUUUGUCAAGAACGACAGCAUGUUUUCUCUCCCGUACUUCGAGCAGCAGCUCGUCAUGUACGUCACAUCCGACGACAAGUCGGCCUUCGAGACUCCAUUCGACAUCUCCAAGAUUCCGGUUGUUACGCGGGAGCAAGCAGACGCCGAAGACAGGACGAAGAAGCUUACCGCGACCACCCCGUCGCUCAAGCCACCAAAGGCCGGCCCGACAAAGGCGGCCCCGUCGGCUGCCGAAGCGGCCGCUUCCGCCUCGGCAGCGGCUCAGAAGUACGCCGAGGAGUUGAUGAAGAUCAAGGAGAUCAGGGCUUUUGGCAGUGUGCUCAAGUCGUCACCGCUUGUAGAGCUGACAGAAGCCGAGACCGAGUACGUGGUGAGCGUUGUCAAACACAUCUUCAAGGAGCACGUCGUGCUGCAGUACGACGUCAAGAACACGCUCCCGGGAACAAUAUUGGAAAAUGUGUCGGUGAUGGCCACCCCGUCGGACGAGGAAGAGCUCGAGGAUCUGUUCAUCGUUCAGGCCGAGAAGCUGGAGACGGACGUGCCUGGCAAGGUCUAUGUGGCGUUCCGGAAGGUCAACGGAGAAGGGUCGAUGCCUACGAGCACCUUUUCGAACGUCCUCAAGUUUACUAGCAAGGAGAUCGAUCCGACAACCAACGAGCCUGAGGAGCGCGGUUACGAAGACGAGUACGAGGUGUCCGACUUCGAUCUAUCGGGCAGCGAUUACGUCAUCCCAACAUUCGCCAGCAACUUUGCCCAUGUAUGGGAGCAAGUCGGUGCCCAGGGAGAAGAGGCAGAGGAGACAUUACAGCUGAGUGGCGUGAAGAGCAUACCAGAGGCGACCGAACAAUUAGCCAAGGCGCUGUCCCUCCAGCCUUUGGAGGGAACAGAUGUGCCCGUCAACCAGACGACGCACACGCUAAAGCUGCUCGGAAAGACGGUCAACGGCGGGAGGGUGGUAGCCAAUGUCCGGAUGGCCUACUCGUCCAAGACGGGCGUCACGACCAAGAUCACGGUGCGGAGCGAGGAAGAGGGCGUUGCGGCUCUGGUGGUAGCAUCUGUUGCGUAAUGACGGCUGGAUUGGCGCACGGCCUUUUGCUUUCGCUGCUCUUAACGAAAUUGAGAGGAGCACUUCCCCAGCUGCGGUGUGAGCGGUGGCGUCUAGAUGAGUUCAUCAUGAUUAUUACACUGCUAGACGGCUGCUUAAUUGCAGCAUAUAAGAUGGUUGCUUCGUUGAGAGGGACUAUCAGAGUAUGUGAUUGAGGGCUUGAGGCAAUCCAACGGCAGAUCGGAAACACCGAAACUGCUGUGGAUCUGAGAUGAUCGAUGGGGCCCGGAUCUGCAACGAACUUUUUGACGUUAACUUAUCGAUAAGCCUUCCCGAAAUUCUGCCUGACGUGCCUGAGAAACGCGAAUCUGCCCCGACCAGGAUAGAUAAUAAAUUCCAACCUUAUUGACUUGAUGAUGAGCUUUAGAUGAACAGCGCCGGUUCCCG
Messenger RNA from Chaetomium strumarium, 3250 nucleotides. Its product is annotated as coatomer subunit gamma-like protein. Gene Ontology annotation, biological process: intra-Golgi vesicle-mediated transport; endoplasmic reticulum to Golgi vesicle-mediated transport; protein secretion. The coding region runs from base 71 to 2824 and encodes 917 amino acids. Gene Ontology annotation, molecular function: structural molecule activity. The transcript is spliced from 5 exons. NCBI's taxonomy places the organism in Eukaryota, Fungi, Ascomycota, Sordariomycetes, Sordariales, Chaetomiaceae. The record is from RefSeq and is a predicted model, not a curated record. Gene Ontology annotation, cellular component: endoplasmic reticulum; Golgi membrane; COPI vesicle coat.